AUGAGCGACGAGGGCGAAUCAUGGGCCCUGUUUGAAGAGCCCAAAGACUUUCGUCCGCCUACGCCUCCCCCCACCGAAACCCAGCAUGUUAUGAAAAAUGGCUCGGUGAUUCGCUUGCGUUUGGUGGGUACACAUCCGCUCUGGGGUCACUAUUUAUGGAAUGCAGCGCCUACGCUGACCAACUACUUGGAAGACCACCCUGCAUUGGUGAAAAACCAGGCCGUGCUUGAGCUGGGCGCAGCGGCUGCCUUGCCGUCCAUCGGUUGCGUCAAAAUGGGCGCACAGUCUGUCGUUGCGACCGAUUAUCCCGACCCAGAUUUGAUGGGCAACGUACGCUACAAUCUCACGCACAACCAGUGCGAGCCUACAGGCGUGGCGGAAGGGUAUAUUUGGGGCACCGAUCCCGCGUCUCUCCUCGCGCAUGCACCAAACGGAUUUGGUUUGAUAUUGAUGUCGGACCUCAUUUUUAAUCACCAAGCACAUCCUGCGCUUAUGAAUACGGUCGACCAAUGCCUCGCCUCUACACCCAAUGCACAGGUUCUUGUCUUUUUCAGUCAUCACAGACCGCACUUGGUGGAUCGUGACUUGGCCUUCUUUGAUGUGGCCAGGGAGCGAGGGUAUGUCUGCGACAAAAUCCAGGAAUGGAUCCUGCAGCCUAUGUUCCCAGAGGACCCGGGUGACGAGCAUGUACGUGCCACUGUGCACGGCUAUACCAUUCGACGACCGUAG
Malassezia pachydermatis is the source of this 729-nucleotide messenger RNA. RefSeq names its product nicotinamide n-methyltransferase nnt1. Gene Ontology annotation, biological process: peptidyl-lysine dimethylation. NCBI's taxonomy places the organism in Eukaryota, Fungi, Basidiomycota, Malasseziomycetes, Malasseziales, Malasseziaceae. Bases 1 to 729 code for a protein of 242 amino acids. Gene Ontology annotation, molecular function: protein-lysine N-methyltransferase activity. The record is from RefSeq and is a predicted model, not a curated record. The transcript has a single exon.